AUGACUAGGUCAUUCGAAGAUAUAAACCAAAUUGGUGUAGGUGGCUUUGCAAAAGUAUAUUCUGCAACAUGGAUUGAUGGUAAAGCAGAAUCUACAUCUCAAGAUGAUUUAAGUUGGAAAAAAAAAGAACCUCAACCUACAAAAGUUGCUUUGAAAAGAUUAAAUAGAUCACAGAAUAUGUCAGCUGAAUAUUUAAAUGAACUUAAAAUCCAUUGGAAUUUUCAUAAAUCAAUUUCUUUUACUUCAUUGAAUUCUUAUGGAAUGACCAAAGAUCCUGUAACUGAAGAAUUUAUGACGAUUUUACGACUAGUUGAUAAAGGAAAUUUGGGAAGUGUCCUUUCACACAAUUUCAAUAAUAAUUUAUGGGAAGAUAAAAUUAAGUAUUUACAAUGGAUAGCAUAUGGUCUUAAUAAAUUACAUGGAUUAGGAUAUUUUCAUAAAGAUUUCCACAGCAUAUGUAAUGGACUCAGACCAGAAUUUGGAAUAGGAACUCCUGAAAUAUAUAAGAAAUUAGUUUAUAAAUGGAAAGAUAUUAAAACAGCAUUUGAAGAAGCUGAUGAAGAAAUACCAUAUAUUUCAACUUCAUAUGAAAAAAAUCCUGAUGCUAUAUACACUAGUAGGUUAUUUACAUUUAAUAUUUUAACAAAACCUGUUAAUUCAUCUAUUAUGACAUCAUAUCUUGAAGAAAAUAAUGAAGAGGCACCAAAUAUUUCUAAUAUUUCUUCUCCUUCUCAACAUAAAAUUCAUAAAUCUCAACAUAAAUUUCGCAACAUAAAAUACAUAAAAUUUAAAAUUUUUCAACAUAAAAUUCAUAAAUCUCAACAUAAAUUUCGCAACAUAAAAUACAUAAAAUUUAAAAUUUUUCAAUAUAAUAAAAUGUCUAAGCCCGUAGAAAAUGACCAACAGCAAAUAGAUUCUCAAACAAUGCGAAGACUUGUGGUGGUUGACGAGCUCUCAGAUGAAUUCUGA
Messenger RNA from Rhizophagus irregularis DAOM 181602=DAOM 197198, 969 nucleotides. NCBI's taxonomy places the organism in Eukaryota, Fungi, Glomeromycota, Glomeromycetes, Glomerales, Glomeraceae. The record is from RefSeq and is a predicted model, not a curated record.